UGUUCUAUAUUCUCAUUACGAAACCUGGCUUGCCCAACGUUAGAUCGUACAAUCAAAAUUGUAUUUUCUUGAACAAAAAUAAAACGUGAUGGAUAAAACCAGCCAAGGGACUGAGGAGGAAGAGGAGGAGAUCAGCCAAUGCUCCGAAAUGAGGUACAGCCAAAAUGAUACUAAACUCAAUGAGCUCAGCCAAAUGAUGUGCGAACUGAAAGAAGAAAUAUACCGCAUGCAGGUCAAGAACACAAAUAAAAUGAAUAAAGUGCAAGACAUGGUGACCUGCUUAUAUGACAGUGCCAAGACCAAGGAGGAGACUAAGGAGGAGCCUAAGGUGGAGACCAAGACGACACCUACACCUAAUUACUCGCGGGACAAUCAUCCGCUGGCCUUCCCGAAGCCGGACUCUUCGAAUACCCAACAGAAGAAGGAUCCUUGGGCACCAGUACAAAAGACGGGAAUGUCCUUGGCGCCCAAGUCACCGCCGCCCAUGUCUCAGCCCCCUUGCCAGUCCAUGCCGCCCAUGUCGCCGCCCCCUUGCCAGUCCAUGCCGCCCAUGCCGCAGCCCCCUUUCCAGUCCAUGCCGCCCAUGUCGCCGCCCCCGGGCAGUUCCAUGCCGCCCAUGUCGUCACCGCCGCCGCCGCCCCAUUCUAUGCCGUACUCUUCGCAGUUGCCAAUAUCCUGGUCGAAUCCACAAAACUACCACCAGAGGAGCCAAUCGAAUCCGGCUCAGCGACCUUUGCGUAGACAGAGGCGUCCUGAUCCUGAAAAAUUGAAUAUCCUAAAGGCCACUCUUCGAGUGGUCGCUGAACUAAACAUUGACGAGUUGAAGAGACUGGAAUGGCAUUUGCACGAUAAAUUAACUUAAUACGAAAAUCAAAUCAUUAACUUACCCUUGGCUAAACACAAUCAAAGAAUUAUAUAGAUUUUAAAAUACUGCAAUGGCAUUUGCACUAUAAAAUAUG
Messenger RNA from Drosophila serrata, 959 nucleotides. RefSeq lists its product as uncharacterized. The record is from RefSeq and is a predicted model, not a curated record. NCBI's taxonomy places the organism in Eukaryota, Metazoa, Arthropoda, Insecta, Diptera, Drosophilidae.